UAUGUGUGUGCCGAGUAUAUUAUUAUCCCGCGGCGGACUUCCGACGUUCUGCACCGAACGCCAGUUGUAGCGCGUAUUGCGCGUCGGCAGAGUCGCCGCGCCGCUCGUCGCAGCCAAGUGAGUUCGAAAGUGCCCGAGAGUGCCCGCGGAGACGGACGGAGAGACGAGAGAGAGAGAGAGAGAGAGAAAGAGGACGUGGUGGAGAACGAAGGGAGCGAACUCCGGUGAUCGUGACGAGCGUCAAGUGAGGCGCGACGCGGCCGGAGGGGCGGAGGAGCGAAGCAAGAGGAAUUUACGACGCGCGACUCCUCGCUCGAUACUCCUCGCUUUGAGCGAUCGCCGACUGCGCUUCCGUCGAGCGUCGGCGGGCCGGAAGCCGAGACCGAGGGAGAGAGAGAGAGAGAGAGAGAGACCUCACCGCCUGUUUUAGAAGAUGUUCCGAGCGUACGGCACCGCGCCGGCCGAGACACCGGGCGCCGACCUCUACCCCUGGACUACGCCGAUCUUCAACAAAGGAUUCAUAAACUGCAACACCGCCAACACGUUGCAGUCGCUCGCGCAGCUGCAUGGCAAAUCUCCGUUCUUCCCGAGUCUCGAAGAGCAAGGUGGCAACCUGCUGGAGGAUCCGAACGCGCCGAGCCAGCUGGACGGCGUCGGCGUCGGUGUCGGAGUAGGCGUCGGCGUCGGCGUGGGCGGCGGGAUAACGGCGUCCCAGGCGGCCCCGCUCUCGUCGCCGAGUCGGAGCAGUCCGCACAGUCAGGGCAGCGAAACCGGCGAGCGUUUCUCCAGGAAAGUCUUCGUCGGCGGACUGCCGCCCGACAUCGACGAAGAUGAGAUCACCGCCAGUUUCCGCCGCUUUGGCCCCCUCGUCGUGGACUGGCCGCACAAGGCAGAGAGCAAAUCCUACUUCCCGCCGAAAGGCUACGCGUUUCUGCUGUUCCAGGACGAGGGUUCGGUGCAGCAGCUGAUAGACGCCUGCAUUCAGGACGAGGACAAGCUCUACCUUUGCGUAAGCUCGCCCACGAUCAAGGAUAAGCCCGUGCAGAUCCGACCUUGGCGGCUGAGCGAUGCCGACUUCGUGCUGGACGCCUCCAUGCCGCUCGAUCCGCGAAAGACGGUCUUCGUCGGCGGGGUGCCGCGACCGCUCAAGGCCGUCGAGCUCGCGAUGAUCAUGGACCGGCUUUACGGCGGUGUCUGUUACGCCGGCAUCGACACCGAUCCCGAGCUCAAGUAUCCCAAAGGUGCCGGCAGGGUCGCCUUCAGUAAUCAGCAAAGCUACAUAGCUGCCAUCUCAGCCAGAUUCGUACAGCUGCAGCACGGCGAUAUCGAUAAGAGGGUUGAAGUGAAACCAUAUGUUUUGGACGAUCAGAUGUGCGACGAAUGUCAAGGCCAGCGUUGCGGAGGCAAGUUUGCGCCGUUCUUUUGCGCCAACGUCACCUGCCUACAGUACUACUGCGAGCAUUGCUGGGCAACUAUCCACUCCCGGCCAGGUCGGGAGUUCCACAAGCCGCUGGUGAAGGAGGGCGCGGAUCGGCCUCGGGCCGUGCCUUUCCGCUGGUGUUAACCCCAGCUGCGUUGUCCCUAAUUAUCUCGCAGCCCUAGCUAAUUAACUACCACCUCUAUCAAUAUUCCUCCCC
Molecule: messenger RNA, 1637 nt
Organism: Vollenhovia emeryi
Lineage: Eukaryota; Metazoa; Arthropoda; Insecta; Hymenoptera; Formicidae
Product: probable RNA-binding protein orb2
Exons: 7
Coding region: 434-1564 (376 amino acids)
Biological process (GO): negative regulation of cytoplasmic translation
Cellular component (GO): synapse; neuron projection; nucleus
Molecular function (GO): translation factor activity, RNA binding; mRNA regulatory element binding translation repressor activity; ribosome binding
Source: RefSeq, a predicted model, not a curated record